AUGACCCCCUCAGUGACCUCUUCUUCUUCUCUUUCACCACCACCACCAUCAUCAUCGUCAUCGUCAUCAUCCCUCUCUUCAUUGCCGUUUACUUCUCCUUUCAUGAACUCGACUCCGGCAUCUCAAACCCCUGGCUCACCUUCAACUCCUCCAGAGUCCGCUUCACCUCAGGCUGCUCUCUCCCUCUACGGAAUUGCCCGCCGUUACUGCAGGGAAGAGAUUCUCGUGACCCCCCUCCGAUGGACAGGCCGCCACCUCGAGCUCCUGCAGUGCUCCUUUGGCAAGCCCCUUCCCGAGCCAACAACGGCAGCCACUCAAUCGAUGACGGAAGAAGACUACUCCGAAGAGCGUAGUGGCACUCUUCACUUGGAAGAUUUCUUCCGCUAUUACUACAAGGCGCAGUUCAGGGAACAGGGCAUCCGGCUGCUUCUGACCAGGGACGGGUGCCCCUUGGUUGCAUAUGAUGCUGUCAGGCUUUACUUCAAUGGCUGCGUGGCCAAGAGGAUGGAGUGUGUCAGUCUCUGCCUUCGAGGUGAUGAUCAGGAGGGCCUUGAACAUAGACGGCCCGUGGCCGGCUUCAUUGACCGCAGCCACAUUGAGCUCCUUAGAAAGGAGACGAUAGGUUAUCGAUCCCGGCAUUACAAUCCCCCCAUCUUGCGUCUCUACAACAAGAAGUGGAGGAAGAUCAGUCCGCCUGAGCCAUUGUAUGACCCAUACAUUGUUGCACUCCUCAUUGGCGUCGCACAGCAGAAGAGGAGGCACUUUCAGGAAGUCAACUCAAGCGAAGAGGCCGUCCAUGGAAUGGUAUCUGUAUUGUCCACAUUCUAUUCCAAGGGCAAAAGCGAAGUCAUCGGCGAGGAGGCCUACAUGGGCUGGAUGUACCUCUACCAGGCCAAUAUCCCCUCGUCGCUCCUCGACAUGUUCGAAAACGCCAAUGCUCCGCCUUCAUCGCAGCCGUCAGUCACGGUCCAGGUCAUCACCAUAUCUUACGCUCCACUGGCAACCUUGCGGGCUCGGCUGCUAGAGCUGUUGUUACCCGAGACCCUGGCAUCAACAGUCCAUUAUGGUUCGUCCCCAGGACGAAAACGAAAGUAUGACGGCCAAGGCACUGCCCAACCAUCUUCACGGGAAGCUCCUUCGGGAUGA
Trichoderma reesei QM6a is the source of this 1146-nucleotide messenger RNA. RefSeq lists its product as uncharacterized. The transcript has 3 exons. Bases 1 to 1146 code for a protein of 381 amino acids. The record is from RefSeq and is a predicted model, not a curated record. Lineage: Eukaryota; Fungi; Ascomycota; Sordariomycetes; Hypocreales; Hypocreaceae.